AUGUCUACUACCUGGUGGUCGCGGUUAAGCAAGAAACAGGAACAGGACCGUGCUUUUGAGUCACAGUCCAGCGAAAAGGAUCAGAGGAUUCAAAAGGAACCAGACGACGAUCCUGACCUUAGUCCUGGAGAACUGACCUUUGAAGAAUAUACCGCUGGAGGCCUCGGUCGUCACCUUGGUGUGACUUCUUGCACUCUCCUUAUCGUUGGACGGAUCAUCGGCACUGGUAUAUUCUCAACACCAUCCUCUAUCCUCUCCAGCGUGGGGUCAGUUGGCGCCUCCCUCGCGCUCUGGGUCCUCGGGUUCUUGCUUAGCUUCUGUGGCCUCUUCAUAUGGCUCGAGUUCGGCACCAUGUUCCCUCGCAGUGGUGGAGAGAAAGUAUACCUUGAGGCCGUCUACAAAAAGCCCAAGUACCUCGCCACCGCAGUAUUUGCUGUCAACUCUAUAUUACUUGGAUUCACUCCAAGCAGUUGUAUUGUCAGUGAUAUCUUCCUCUUGGUUGCCGCUGAUCAAACUGUGGAUCGCUGGAAUGAACGUGCUAUUGCACUUGGGGUCAUCUUCUUCGUAGUUCUUCUACACGGAUUGGCUCCAAAGACCGGCGUGCUGAUAAUGGACCUGCUUUCGAUAUUCAAGAUCGCAAUUCUGAUGUUCGUCGUGAUCACAGGUUGGGUAGUUCUCUCUGGAAAAACCAGCGUCGCGGACCCGCACUAUAAUUUCAGAAACGCGUUCGCGGGGAGCUCCACGAGCAGCAACGACUAUGCUACCGCCACCUUCAAAGUCCUGAUCUCAUACGGGGGAUGGUCUAGCGUGAACUACGUGAUGAACAACGUCCGUGAUCCAGUGAGGACGCUCAAGAUCGCAGGCCCGCUCGGUCUUGGUAUAUGCGCCGUUUUGUACUUGCUUGCAAAUGUAGCUUACUUCGCGGCUGCAACCAAGACGGAGAUCGAUGAGUCUGGUGUUGCUGUUGCCUCUUUGUUUUUCGGGAAUGUCUUUGGUCCUGCUGCGGAGCGUGCGCUGGCGAUUUUCAUUGCUCUCAGUGCUCUUGGAAACGUUGUUACUGUGACUUUUGCUGCGGCACGAGUAAACCAGGAGCUCGCAAAGGAGGGGAUACCCUUACCAUUCGGAAACAAAUUCUGGGCUUCAAAUUGGCCCACGGGGAAGUCCCCGCUUCCGGGAUUGAUCAUCCACUUGAUACCUUCUGCAAUCACUAUCAUUGGGCCUCCCCCAAACAUCGCUUUCCCCUUUAUUUUGGAUAUCGAAGGAUACCCACAACAGAUUAUUAAUUUAUUCAUUGUCAUCGGCCUGUUCUAUCUGAGAUGGAAGAAGCCAGAUGCUGUUCGGCCAUUCAAAGUAUGGUGGCCUCUCGCCGUAUUCUUCUUGGCUGCUUCUACCUUCCUCCUCAUCGCUCCCUUCCUGAGACCAGCCAAUGGCGUUGGCGACACCCCACCACUACCAUAUUACCUGUACUGCCUGGUCGGGAUCUCUAUCAUAUUAGCAGGCGGACUGUACUGGGUUGUAUGGCGAAUCGUUCUUCCCAAGGUAUUUGGGUAUUCGCUCGUACCGCGGAAGGAGACGUUGGACGAUGGGACUGUUGUCACUGUGGUGAGUGUUUGCGUUUUUUAUUCUAUGUUUGGUGGUUUUGCUCACGGAACUUACUUCCAAGUUUUCGAAUAA
Molecule: messenger RNA, 1674 nt
Organism: Suillus plorans
Lineage: Eukaryota; Fungi; Basidiomycota; Agaricomycetes; Boletales; Suillaceae
Product: amino acid transporter
Exons: 16
Coding region: 1-1674 (557 amino acids)
Biological process (GO): amino acid transmembrane transport
Cellular component (GO): membrane
Molecular function (GO): L-amino acid transmembrane transporter activity
Source: RefSeq, a predicted model, not a curated record